GCCAACAGGGAGAAGAUGACCCAGAUCAUGUUCGAGACCUUUAACGUUCCCGCCAUGUACGUGGCGAUCCAGGCCGUCCUCUCUCUGUACGCCUCGGGGAGAACCACAGGCAUCGUGCUGGACUCCGGAGACGGCGUCACUCACAACGUCCCGAUCUACGAAGGCUACGCUCUGCCGCACGCCAUCAUGAGGCUGGACCUGGCCGGGAGGGACCUCACUGACUACCUCAUGAAGAUCCUCACAGAGAGGGGGUACAGCUUCGUCACCACCGGUACAUCUUCAUCCUCCUCCAUCUUCCUCCACCUCACACUCAUCAACAAAUAACUAAAGAACCAC
Molecule: messenger RNA, 336 nt
Organism: Notothenia coriiceps (black rockcod)
Lineage: Eukaryota; Metazoa; Chordata; Actinopteri; Perciformes; Nototheniidae
Product: actin-85C-like
Exons: 3
Source: RefSeq, a predicted model, not a curated record